Dermacentor albipictus is the source of this 4137-nucleotide messenger RNA. RefSeq names its product BEN domain-containing protein 5-like. Gene Ontology annotation, biological process: negative regulation of DNA-templated transcription. Gene Ontology annotation, molecular function: DNA binding. The record is from RefSeq and is a predicted model, not a curated record. NCBI's taxonomy places the organism in Eukaryota, Metazoa, Arthropoda, Arachnida, Ixodida, Ixodidae.
UCCAGAACGUUGAUACAUUCCUGACACAAAUACCUGCAUUAUAUAGACCAAAAUAUUCUUAAGGACAUUUGUCAAUAUUUCGUUACGAUAAAUAGUGCGAGAUUUUGUAGUGCAUGAAAGUUAUGAAUUUGGCAGUCGCGUUUUCCGACUGACAUCACGAACUAACUUUACUAGGAGUUUUGUAAAUGUGCUUGGUUAAUUGUGAAGCUGUACGCAUUGAAGAUUUGGGACUGCUAGCUGUUAUGUUUGGCGUAUCUUUUACCGCUGAGAGUUUGGAUACGUUGUGCGCGCUUAGUUCUUCACGCACGACGUCGAUACGAUUAUUAUAUACUUUCCUACGUUGGGUGUAUCUUCCCCACACACACGUUUCACCGAGACAUAUCCCAGCUUAUGAGCAGAGGAAAAGUCACAGUACAGUCGGCUAUAUGUGCGAUACACAUUUUCUAUCUGAUGUGGCCGGGCGGACCCUUUCAGCCUCAACUAUAGCUUCAUACAAUAGCCAUCUAAACAUACACACCUAUCGCCACAGCGGCAGGUACUGUGCGAUUUAAUUGCGUCUCGCGCGAAUUACACAGUCAAUAGUUCAAUGCGACGAUACAAUAGAUAACGUUGAUUCACUGCAUUACAUUAUUUACAGGGCUUUGGCUGUUCAAUCGACUCAAGUGCCCUUCACUUUGUUAUAAAAAGUGCGCAUGCCGAGGAUGGCGUAUAUACCUGUGAAAAAUGUAUACCUUAGGGUCACGUGAAAUCAAUAUUUCCGAUGGGCUGGUGCGUAUUAAGGUACAGUCGUGAGCAAGUAACCCAGACGCAGAGAACGUUUAAUAUGAAUAUUAAUGCGAACAGCAUUCUUGGCCCCGUCAGAACAGUAGUAUUUCAGGCUAUAUAGCUAUCGAGCCACCAAGAAUAUCCACCGAUGCCGAAGAUAGUGCAGCCUGAAAAUGGUGGGCCGUUCCAGUGAGCAUGUGCAAUGAUUCUGUGCGCGCUCUUCAAUGAACCUGUUCGAUGCCAACUUUUGUGGCUGUUUACAUGUCUGUGGGCUUGCGCGUACUUCACGGCGGCGACGCCAGAAGGCACAACGUGUGAAGCGAGAGAGCUAGCUACAAGAGCCCGGCUGCAGGUACCCGCGUCACAGAUGCGUUUCGGCUAAUCGAAUACUUUGACAGACAUAUCGUACAUGAGUUCUGUCCGAUUUCUUGGUAGCUUGGCAUGCAGGCUGAAAUGAAGGUGCCUGUUCGACUAAUGUAAUUCAUUGAGACGAUUUCGUCGCACGGCGCGCGCUAGCUGUGCUAAACGAUACAUCUUUUUGCUAAUACCGUGGUCUAAUCACUUUUGCUCUCGAGUGUAGAAUUAUCAUGAUGUGUUGAAAGCAUGCGUGCGCAUACCGAAGGCAAUUAAUAUGCUUAAUUGAAGUUUAAAGUAUUUCUUCCCUCCUUUCCCUUCCCCUCUCUUUAAUUUUUUGUAUAUGAUGUAUCACGUGAGCUUGGAGUUGCGCUAAAAAGAGAGGGACAGCUGCAGGUAGAAAGAUGUAAUGGACCUAAUAGUUAAUAAACCUUGAGUGCCCCUUUGGGACGCUUGUUACGUCUUACCAUCAGCCACAUUUAAAUGGUAUCAGUACUCAUAAAAAUAGUAACGACCUUUUUUUUCUUUUUGACCAAUAUAUACUGGCCGUAUUUUUUAACUGCUAACAGCUCAGGCCUGAGCUAUUACUCCGGCUCUAAGUUCAAUCACUUCUGUGACAAAAAUACCCAGACGACGUAUCAGGCACACGCAACUAAAUGCAGGCCACAUGAACCACAGGAGGAAAGAAACGUAUCGAAAAUUUUAUUCAUAACGUACACUGUGGUUAUUCAGGUUAUCACACCUAAGCACGUGAGAAACGAACAGAUCUUUAUGUUCCGCGAAUCGGUUCGCGUGAGGGUGGAGAUUCAAUAUUAAUGACAAGUGGUGUCCAAAUCCACGGCCCAGCGAUGUCCUCAUCAACGUAAUAAACGUUGAUCUUGAAGGCCAUGCUGUUGCUUGCAGCAGAAGGCGGAAGCGGUUGCGGGAGUCAGAAACACGUCAUAGACGUCAAAUUCGGCGCUGAGGAUCCUCAAAAAGGUAUUACCAAGAUAAGAUAACGCGACAUUUAAAUGGUUACUUAAGCAUAUUGCAAAUAGGUAGUAUAGAAUCCAUGGCUCAUCGACAAUUUCAAUUGGUAUUAGAUCUCAAAGGCUAUGCUUUUGCGGCCUGCACACGACGGAACUGAGAAUACGGCAUGGCCGACAUGUGUUAAAGAUUGUGCAUAAACGUUUUUUAAUUUUUCUUUUCUCCACUGCCAUGUGGCAACACAGAGCACACACAUUCAGUACCUCCAUAAAUUCGUAUACGGUGUCAGCAGUCUAUGCAUAUUUACUACAAGCCAGACAAGACUAUAAAACCGUGUGUACGCCUUUGUGCAAAGCCCUGCUACCCUAGCUCCUGCUAUCGUCGCUGCUUCCCUCGCCAUAUUUCUGCAUACGCCACGUUUUUUUUCCAUUCUUAUAUUCCUAUUCCUAUAUAUUCAUAUUUCCUUUUUCUAUAUCUCUUUUAUAUCGUUUUAUAUCUCUUUUAUAUUAUCUUUUAUAUCUUUAUUACUGUAUCUAUAUAUAGCUUAAUUUAAGUGUAGUGCCGUGAUUAUUUUUUCUUUUAAGUUUUCUCUGUAAGUGCUUAUAUUAAUUUAUUUGUAUGUGUGUAUUCAGUGUAUAGUUCCUUCAUCUUUAAAUAUAGUUGUGCUACUUUUUUGAUUACUUUUCGUACUUUUGUAAGCCUCGUAUUUAUUUCUUUGUGUUAGUGUGCUUUUUAUAUUUGUCCUUGAAAAUGUCAGCGCCGACACACGCUUAUGUGGAAUAUGAGGACGGAGGCAAGGCGAUCGUCUCGGUAAGCCUUAUAAAGGAUUACAGUCCCAAUGAUUUCAACGAUUUGGCGUGCAACAAGCGCAUUUAUUGGAGAGACCGUGGAAAAGGCUUCGAAGGAGAGGAAGGUUAUUACUCCGGCAACGUCAUGGUGUUGGGAUGUGGCAAAGCUGAUUUGAUUGCGAGGAUGUUGAAGCAGCACAAGCCUGUUCCCAUGGACGUGUUUGAACAAUCAAGCGAGAGACAUCGCCACAAGCCGAAGCCAGCCCUCAAGGAUGUACCAACAAAGGAAAAGCGGCGCCGACUGGAAAGUGCAAAAAAAUCAAGAAUGCAGAAAAUCCUUGAGAAAAAAUCUGCUGCUGGAGAUACGGACUCCAGCAGUGAAGAUGAGUUGGUGCCGAGGAAAAUGCUGAAGAAAGCGGAAAAUGAGAUCGCAGGACUGAAAAAUAAGUUAAGAAUAUGCGAGCAGCAGCGCAUUGAAGAGCGGCAGCAGAAUGAAAAACGCCACAGCUUGCUCGAGGAGAGGAUGAAUUCCAUGGAGGCCUCCAUAAUUGAGGCAAUAAGAAAAGAAGUUCGUGCGGCAAGGCUGCCUUCACAGGGUUGUGCUGCAAAUGUUUGCAGCGAUAAUUUGCAGCAAGCAGUGCGGGAAGCUCCCAUGAAGCCAUGUGAGGAUAAUUCCAUUCAGGAAGAGUCUACCACACUGUAUGAGGAUUUGGAUCUCGGCACUGCCCCAAUGGAUGGGGCACUGCCAGCUCAUUGCGAGUCGGCAAAGCCCAGCUGCGUCCUUGGGCCUCGUGAAGAGGUGGCAGGCAGCCAGGUAGCCAGCCAUGUGCCUUCCACCCAUGGGCCAGUCCCAGUACCUGCAGAGCUGGGUGUGGAAGCUCCACUCUUCACACCAGUUGGUGGAAAGGUACACAUUGGAAAUGGCCUGUUUAUUUGUGCCAAUAAGUGGACCUGGGUGAACCAAGCGAAAACGGACAGUACGUUUGCCAGGGAGGUUGCCCGGUGCCUGUGGCAGCCACAUGAAUUGGUGGGCAGGAGCGUGACCGGCAAAGUUUGCAUGAGCAAACUCAAGGAAGGUGGCGAAGCAAAGCCAGCGUUAACGCCAGAGAAACUUGGUGCAGUUCGAAAGUCAUACGAGCACUUUGUGGCAAACCACCCGAGCACUGUAGAUACGGAGGCCAGGAGGCUCAAAGACUUGAACAAGCAUCUGGCCACCAUGCUGCGUGAUGCCAAAUAAAGAUGGUUUGUGCUGCGUGCCCUAAAA